Molecule: messenger RNA, 1119 nt
Organism: Fusarium pseudograminearum CS3096
Lineage: Eukaryota; Fungi; Ascomycota; Sordariomycetes; Hypocreales; Nectriaceae
Exons: 3
Coding region: 1-1119 (372 amino acids)
Molecular function (GO): pyridoxal phosphate binding; catalytic activity; molybdenum ion binding
Source: RefSeq, a predicted model, not a curated record
AUGGACCAAGUCAUCUUGUGGUCACUCAUCUUGGGCCUUGUCCUUGCCUCCUCUGUUCCGUUGUUGCUGCGGGGCAAAACGGGACAAGAGACUGGAUUGGAAGUCACUCAGCUCUAUGUAUAUCCAGUGAAGGGCAUAAGAGGAUGUGCUCUAGAUAAAGCACGUCUCGGUCCUUUCGGGUUCGAGGGCGACAGGACAUUUUGUCUCCAAAGGGUUCGCAGGGAUGCCGACUCGAAUAUCACUUAUGCGACACUGCUCAUUGGAUAUGAACUCAAGCUUGCGCUCUUCCAGGCUUCGAUUGAUUACGACAAGAGCGAAGUAACCAUCAAAUGGCACACGAACAAGAGUGAAGACAACAUUCAUUUCCCCCUCAAACCUUCUGUCGAGGGUCGCCCGAUAAUUGAAGCCAGUCUGCAUGCGAGCAAUACCAAAGCGUACGACAUGGGCGAUAAUUUGUCAGGGUGGUUCUCAGACCGCAUCGGCCACGAAGUUCGAUUAGUCUAUAUCGGCGAUGGAUCAAGGGCUGUCCACGGAUCGGUGGCUCCUCAUAGCUCUGACGCAUUGCAAAAGAGUUCGCUUACCCAACGGAUCAAGAACAGUAUUCCGUCCCUGGCACACGAACCCGAGCGGCUUGCUUUUAAUGACAUUGCUCAUUAUUUGGUGGUCACGGAAGAAUCCAACAAUGAGUUAUCGUCGCGCCUGUCAGAAGGUUACUCAAUGGAUAUCACCAAGUUCCGACCCAACAUCGUCGUUCGAGGCGCAUCUAAGCCAUUCGCCGAGGAUUACUGGGGAGAAUUGUCAUUUUCCGGUGGAGUCCGAAUGGCUUUGACAGCGAACUGCUUCCGAUGCCAGAGCAUCACUGUCGAUUACGAAACGGGAAAGACAGCGACUGACGAACGAGGUUUGGUGUGGAAGAAACUGAACAAAGACCGAAGAGUGGACAAGGGCGCAAAAUACAGUCCUGUCUUUGGACGGUACGGAUUCUGCUACGGUGAUGAUACAAGCAAGUCGGUGUCAAUUGGGCAACAAGUUGAUGUCACCAAGGUCAACAAGCAGCGAACGACGUUUGACUGGCCGUGUCUUAGCACCUUUGGCGUUUCUCAAACGACAUACACCUAG